GCAGAUCCUCCCCGCCUGCACGCGGCAACUCUCGCAGAUCGGUUACAUCCAGCAGCAGCCGAUGUCGAACACACCUAAUAACAUAGAGUCUGACAGCAGCUGUCAAUUAAUCCGUCACUACGAGUCUCAGGUCUUGAAGUUCAUCAGACACUUGUUCAUUGUGAGUUGCUGGACAAUGGGGAGACAGGACAAAUUAUGGCUAAGGGUGCUACUGGAGGAUCCACAAUUGUUGAGCUGCAUUUUCAUAAUAGCAAGUCAACUUUCAGUACUUCUUUUAAAACCUCACCGCAGAAGAUACAGCCAUUUCUAAAAUUUCUAACAGAGCAAUAUGAAUUUGGUUACUACUCAUUUGCCAUGGAAACUCUGAAAGGUUAUCUUCAAACAAGGGGGAAACAAGUGGAAAGGAUAGUGAAACCCAGAGUCAGAAUCAUCCAGAAAGGAAACACACAUUCUAGAGGGUCUCGUGUGAGUUGUCUGGCAACAGGAUUUUACCCUCGUCACAUCAACCUGACCCUGUUUAGAGAUGGGCAGCCUGUAUCUGAUCAUGAGAUCACUGGAGGAGAUCUGUUGCCCAAUGGUGACGGGACGUACCAGAUGAGGAAGAGUCUUGAGAUCAGUGCAGGGGAACAGAGAGAGAAGUACAAUUACACCUGCUCUGCUACACACAUCAGUCUGGAAAACAAACUGGAUGUCUAUUUGGAGUAUCCAGGGGAAACAUUUGAGUUGGUAACUUCCUCAAUGUUAGCGGUUAUAACAUUGGGGUUGGUAUUAUUGGCUUUGGCUGCCAUUGCAUGGAUAAUUAUAUGGAGGAAAAGGCAACAUUCAGCCUCCUCUACAUGCACCUACACUGCUUCUACAACUGAAUACAAUGAGGAUUUAACAUCAUGAGGUUUUUGAGCCAUUUUGACCAUUUUGGAGCCACUCAUCUGAGGCAUAUAUGCCAUACUGACUGAUCACUACUGAAAUAUACUGAAAAACGUGUAAUAUAUUAUAAACUACAUUUUUACAAUUUAUAUGUUGCUUGCAAAAAAUAAAUAAAAUACAAAUAUUUUGAAGGAAUACACUACUUUUGAAUGUAUGGCUGUCAAUGGAGAAAGCUUUUUUGUCUGAUCUAUCAGUCUGGCUACCUGUUUAGUACCUUUACAAAUAUGUACCUAGGCUUGUAGUCUUUUAUCACUUUUGUUCAUUGCCUUUUGUUUGUGUCUACUACCAGAC
Messenger RNA from Xyrauchen texanus (razorback sucker), 1215 nucleotides. RefSeq names its product BOLA class I histocompatibility antigen, alpha chain BL3-7-like. Gene Ontology annotation, biological process: immune response. The transcript is spliced from 6 exons. NCBI's taxonomy places the organism in Eukaryota, Metazoa, Chordata, Actinopteri, Cypriniformes, Catostomidae. The coding region runs from base 196 to 888 and encodes 230 amino acids. Gene Ontology annotation, cellular component: external side of plasma membrane. The record is from RefSeq and is a predicted model, not a curated record.